Messenger RNA from Grosmannia clavigera kw1407, 417 nucleotides. RefSeq lists its product as uncharacterized. The coding region runs from base 1 to 417 and encodes 138 amino acids. The record is from RefSeq and is a predicted model, not a curated record. NCBI's taxonomy places the organism in Eukaryota, Fungi, Ascomycota, Sordariomycetes, Ophiostomatales, Ophiostomataceae. The transcript is spliced from 2 exons.
AUGCAUGCCUCUCUGCUUUCCGUCGUCGCCCUUGUCUCUCUGGUGCAGGCUCACGGAGUCAUCAUGGCCGUCGCCGGGAUAUCCGGCAAUUCAGUAGGAUACUCCGUGGACGAGAGUAUCGCACGCAACUGCACGCUUAUCAGUCCUUGCCAGCAAGACACAUCCAUUAUCCGGGACGUCGAGAUCAGCGCAAACACCACCGGGGUCUGUGGUCGCACUGAACUAGAUGGCAACAUCGACAUCUCCGUCAGCGUGGAGUCUGCCAUUGCGACAGACAAUAUCACACAGGUAACGGAAGGAUCCACUCUAACCGUGACGAUACACCAGGUGAACCAAGAUGGCAAGCAAGACAUUCGCCCGCAUCAGACGCUGAACUAUUCACUGACAUUUAAUAGGGGCCGGACCAUAUACUUGUGA